GGAUAAGUUUAGCAAGUUCGAUGCGGCAGCAUUGUUUCUCAAUAUGCAGCCAAAGCGCGUCUUGGCAGGUGGCGAAAACAUGCGACUCGAAAUUAAGAAACUCAAGUUCGAAAUGGGCGGACUGAAAGAAGAUAUAAAAACCUUGGAGAAGGAGAAGAAGGACUUAUUAGACGAAAACGAGUGGGUGAAAGGAGAAUUGGCGGCACAGGUACAACUUACUUUUUGUUGCCGUAUUGCCUCUGAAUAGUGAUUAUAGAUCGACGAGGACUUGCGAAUUCGGAAUGUGUAGUUUCUUCAAAUUCUUUUUAUUGUUCUUCACUUCAACAAGAAACAUCGAUCAGCGUCGUUCCCCCACCCCGGCGGCAUCGAAUCAGUCCACAAACCACAACAGCAACUCCGCGCUCAAAUCGCGUUGGAGAGGGUGCAGGCUAGAGC
This is a messenger RNA of Amoebophrya sp. A25, 435 nucleotides long. NCBI's taxonomy places the organism in Eukaryota, Dinophyceae, Syndiniales, Amoebophryaceae. The record is from the annotation of a GenBank genome assembly.